Molecule: messenger RNA, 682 nt
Organism: Austrofundulus limnaeus
Lineage: Eukaryota; Metazoa; Chordata; Actinopteri; Cyprinodontiformes; Rivulidae
Product: peripheral plasma membrane protein CASK
Biological process (GO): protein phosphorylation
Molecular function (GO): ATP binding; protein binding; protein kinase activity
Source: RefSeq, a predicted model, not a curated record
AGAGGCCAGCAUCUGCCACAUGCUGAAGCACCCUCACAUCGUGGAGCUGCUGGAGACCUACAGCUCAGACGGCAUGCUCUACAUGGUCUUUGAAUUCCUCACUGUGUGCUGCUGGCCUCCAAAGAGAACUCUGCACCCGUCAAACUGGGCGGCUUCGGAGUGGCCAUUCAACUGGGAGAGUCUGGACUGGUGUCAGGAGGUCGGGUAGGAACUCCUCACUUCAUGGCCCCAGAAGUGGUGAAGAGGGAACCAUAUGGGAAACCGGUGGACGUGUGGGGCUGUGGAGUCAUCCUCUUCAUCCUCCUGUCGGGGGGCCUCCCAUUUUACGGCACCAAGGAGCGACUGUUUGAAGCCAUCUGCAAAGGCAAAUACAAGAUGAAUCCUCGUCAGUGGGCCCAGAUUUCAGAAAGCGCUAAGGAUCUCGUGAGACGAAUGCUGAUGCUGGACCCAGCAGAGAGGAUCACCGUCUAYGAGGCUCUGAACCACCCCUGGCUCAAGGAGAGGGACAGGUAUGCCUAUAAGAUCCACCUGCCAGAGACUGUGGAGCAGCUGAGAAAGUUUAACUCCAGACGGAAGCUGAAGGGGGCUGUGCUGGCUGCUGUGUCCAGUCACAAGUUUAACUCCUUCUAUGGAGACCCCMCCGAGGAGCUCCAUGAACUCUCUGAAGACCCCUCCUCCUCAG